Messenger RNA from Triticum turgidum subsp. durum (durum wheat), 861 nucleotides. Lineage: Eukaryota; Viridiplantae; Streptophyta; Magnoliopsida; Poales; Poaceae. The record is from the annotation of a GenBank genome assembly.
AUGGUCGUGUACCCCAACGAGUUCGCCCUUCAAUCGUCGCUGGCCGGCGCCGGCUGCCCCGACGGCGCCAACGGCAUCAGCGUCGCGGCGCACCACGUCGUCGCGCAGGCGGCCCCGGACUUCCGGCUGCUCAUGGGCGUGCUGACACUGCCGAGCCGGUACGAGCGGCGGCACCUGCUCCGCACGGUGUACGCGCUCCAGCAGGCGAACCUGACGGCGCGCGUCGACGUCCGCUUCUUCUUCUGCCGGAUCGAGUCGGACGAGCAGCGCCUGCUGGUGGCGCUGGAGGCGAUGCGGUACGGCGACGUGGUGGAGCUGGACUGCCCGGAGAACAUGGACAACGGCAAGACGCACUCCUACUUCUCCAGCGUCCCGGCGCUCUUCGGCGACGGGGCGUACGACUUCGUGAUGAAGGCCGACGACGACACCUUCUUCCGGCUGCCGCAGCUGGCGGAGUCGCUGGGCCGCGCGCCGAGGAAGGACCUCUAUUACGGCUGCAUGGUGCCGUGCGACUACGUGCGCGGGUGGAACGAGUACAUGUCCGGCAUGGGGUACGUCAUCUCGUGGGACCUCGUGGAGUGGAUCGUGGCGGCGGCGGACCAGAUCAGGAACCACACGGUCGGGCCGGAGGACAGGACGCUCUACUCCUGGUUCAGCGGCGCCGGGAAGGCCAAGAACCGGGUGGACGUGAAGCCGGCCAUGUACGACUUCCCGCAGCGAGGCGCCCCGUGCGCGCACGAGCUCGUGCCGGACACCAUCGCCGUGCACCGGCUCAAGAACAACUUGAGGUGGUCCACCACGCUCAGGUACUUCAACUUCACCGCCGGGCUCCAGCCCUCCAAGUUCUAUCGCUUCGUUUGA